Molecule: messenger RNA, 3042 nt
Organism: Didymodactylos carnosus
Lineage: Eukaryota; Metazoa; Rotifera; Eurotatoria; Philodinida; Philodinidae
Source: the annotation of a GenBank genome assembly
AUGGGUUUGAGGAAUUGUUUUCAAUUCAUUUUGAUGGAGAAUGGGCAAAAUCUUGUGGAAAAAAAUGGUAUACUUCACUGUUAUACCAAAGGAUUUAGACCGUGGAAAAAACGUUGGCUAAUAUUGCAAGAUAAUUUAUUAACUAUUUAUUCAGAUUCUCGUCACGAACAUUUAGAAAACAUAAUAGAUCUGAAAAGUUUGAGCAUAUCGAUUACCAGUAAAAAUGAACCGAUAUCUAGCAAAGGCUACGCAUUUAAAAUCUAUGAUCCUGAAGAACCGUUAGUUAAACCCUUAUAUUUGGCAGCAGAUUGUAAAAGCGCAAUGACUCAAUGGAUUAACGCACUGCGUUUAUCGUCAUCCAUUGUCAAUGACAUUCUAAUUAGUACCGCAUCACCCGAAGUACCUACGGCAGAUGAUAAUAAGCGUGAUGUUAUUUUGCACAAAAAUCAUCUAAUAAUCGAUUCAUUACAACAACGGUCAUAUCGGCCACAACAUCGACAAAUAUUACGUUCGAUGGAUGAAAACACGGAUUAUGAUCAUCAAUCAGCAUUUCAACGUCCUUUUCAACAUCAGAGUCGGCCAAAAUCAGCUGGAACGUAUCAAAGCAAUUGGACAACAAAUAAUAAUAGUGACACUAAUUCAUUUGGUUUUUAUCCUCAACAUGUUGAGAAUGAUUCGUUGUUUCUGUCUUCAGUUAAUUCCUAUGAUCCACUACGACGUACACAAAGUUCGCAAUUACUUGAUGAUCGUAAUACAAAUAUAACAACAUCAAGAUCAAAAACGAACAAAACUUCUAACAAUAACGUUCUUAUUGAUGAUGAUAUUAGUGGUGAUGAUGAACAACAGUUGUUAAGAUUUCAACGUUACAAUGAUAAUAAUUCAUAUACGCGUCAAUCAUUAUCGAAGCGACAAAACCGAAAAACAACUGAAUCGAAUUAUCAAGGAGGUGGUGAUAAUGAUAUGAAUCUAUUCAAUAAUGAACGAUUAGUCGAUUCAUUCGGUAGAAAUAACUCACAUCAUAGACGAUUUAGAUUACGUACACCAACAAUUAAAAAUAAAAAUAAAAAUAAUAAUCGAGUAAACGUUGACGAGACGAGUGACGAUAAUUAUGGAUUUGGUUUUAGACCAAAUAGUAAUAAUAAUAAUAAUGAAUCAAAAGUCGUUGAAGAAGAUCGAGAAGCAAGAUGGCCAUCAUCCGAUUUUGCCGUUGUUGAUCGUCUAGUAUUGGGACCAGCUGCAUCCGUUUUAGAUACGAGACAGCAGAAAUCACGUGUUAUAGACAAUAGUGCCUUCGAUUAUAUGAAUACGCGAUCGAGACAAUCGUCAACAAGAUCUAUUCUACGUGGUCGGUCGAAAUCAAUUGGAGAUUUUUCACAGAAGGCAAAUUUUAAUGAUGUUACUUAUAACUUAAACAAUUCAGGUUAUGUACGAACACGCACCGAAAAUGAAUUAUUAGCGUGGCAAAAUAGAAUGCUUCAGAGAGAACAACGUGGACCAUCUCGACCUCCACUUCCCAAUGGUUAUCAAGUAACAGGUCCAAAAGCGAAUCUUAAUUCAUCUUAUUCAUCUAGUCGUUACAACGAUCGUCUAAUGCCUUCCAACCGUCCAGUAUCAGCGACAUCAAGUUUAAGUGUUGGAAGUCAAAGAUUUGAUUAUAAUCAUCACGAUACCUUGUCGAGAUCUGCUCGUGUCGUCAAACGUCAUAUAGAAUUACUUUAUCACUUACAAUCAUUUUAUGAAAGAAUUGUCGAACAAUUAUAUAACGGAAGCGGACGAAAUAGUUUAGCAAAUAAAACGUCUCAUUCUGUAUAUUUUACACACUGUCGUAAAGUAUCGGAUCAAUUAGACCGUUUGAAACCGAAUUGGGAAAGAAAAAUUAAUGAUUUACAACGGUUAUUAAAAGAAAUUCCUAUGUUAAAUAACACUGAUGAAUGGCCAACGAUAAAAAGUGAGAAUUCCAGAACACCAUCGUUUCUUCAACGACGUUCAAUGUUAAAAACAUUAUAUCACUCAUUAGUUUCUCGUGGUAGUCUCGAUGAUACUCAUCUAUCUGUGCUGAAUGAUAUUGACCAUGUAUUAAACGAAGACAAUAUUUGUCUACAAUUAGAAGAUGAAUUAACAUCUUUACUUCAACAUCAGUCGUUGUUAAAUGAAUAUUGUUCAUUAUUACAAUGGAAUUACCAAAUUUACUCAAUAAAUGAACAAAAUCGUGUUGAAAAUUUAUUACCAAUAUUACGUGAUCAAUCAAUAUCAGCCGAUGGUUAUGUAGCACAUGUUAGUCAGCAACUAACAGAACUUGUGAGUAGUUUACGUUCAUUGGAAAAAUAUAUUCUGUCGUAUGUAAACACAAUUCCACAGUUCAAUAUUGAUGAUGAAUAUCAUCAUUAUCAUUCGUCUCCACGUUCCUAUACGGAGACAGAUUUGGAUACAUUACAAGCGAGAAAUUUACCUAAUAUGACGAGCAAAGACGCAAAUGCUAUACGAUUUUCAAAGCAAGAUAGAUGGUCACCGUUUAAAAAUCAAAAUAACAAUAACAACAAUAAGAAAGAUAAUCGCUCCCGAAUAGCUACUGUUAAGCCAGCUCGACGAUUAGAUAACAACAAUAAGUGUGUAGGAAUUUUGAAAUCAACACAACAACAGCGAUACAAUGUUAAACAAGAUUUUGACAGUGAUACAAUUGACAAAGAGAUCUUUAAACCAGACAAAGUGGACAUUCCAGAGCGACUGGUUGAUUUUGAAAAUGAAGAGCGAUUGACAACCGCUGAAAAAUUAGCACGAUUAAAGAAAAAAGAGGAACUACGAAAAAUGUUAUCGAAACAAAGUGUUCAAGAAAUGAGUGACAAUGAGUUUAGUGAUACUCAUGGAACACAAUCAUUUCUGCAUAAACGACAUGAAGAAGUAAAAAAUCGUGAAAAGGCAUUAGAUUUACAAUCAGCGAUCGCGUUUGAAGCUAAACAAAAAAGUCGUCAAGUAGCUGCAAAACACUAUUUAAAUAAAACCUAUCAACGAUCCGCACGUCUGGAUGAAGAAAUGGACAAUUAA